AUGAAUGACUUCAAAUGCUUUGACCAGAGCCUGCAGGCAGUUCUGCUACUCGAACUACAAGCAGCCAGUCCACCUUCUUCUGUGGCAACAACCAGGGACUCCACUCGCCUGGGAAUGAGCACAGCUGGCGGGGUCCCAGUCCCUUCGCAAACAUACUCACUGGGCCUGGCACAAGCCUACUCCAAGGUGUCCGUCCGACGGCUCCUUCAGUUCCCAGGGGUCUCUGGAGCCAAGGCCUCAACAGACACAGCUUCUGCCAGGGCCCUGUGCCCGACACAUAACUCCUCUGUUGGUUUUGAUGCCUCUGGGCCUGAGCAGACUAAAAUCAUAGCUCUCCUACCUAAAGACAGUGAUCCAGUCUCAUCCUGGGGUAGAUUUGGACAGUAUGAUGAUGGACUAGAUGACUCCUUACUGGAGAUUUCUGAGGUAGAGGAGGAUGAUGGUCACUUCAGUUACACAGAAGAAAAGAUUCAGGAGCUAUUGAAGGAUGGUGAGUCACUAAAUGAACAGUCUCUGGGAGGAUUAAGAAAAGAUGCAGGCAAUGAUGGACACAAAUUAGGUGACACAGCUAGGCCUCCAGCUGUGUCUUCACCUACCAACCUCCAGUCUUCAUCUACCAAACUGGUCAAAUUAGACAAGGAUUCUAAAAAGAAGGAAGGGUAUGAGAGAAGAUUAGGGAAAGUCAUUCCACUCCAACUGGCCAAAGCAAGGAGUAAGAUUCAUACAUGCUCGAAGACUGAGCUAGAACAGAAGAAGCAAAUUUAUCUUAAGAAUGUCAUUGCUCACUUAAAAAAACCCUCUGAAUCUAACCAAGGUGCCUUAGAUGAGUUGUGUGCCUUGAUGGACCAAGUUGCUGGGGAAUAUCAAAAGGAGAAUCAGUGGUGGCAGCACCCAUCAGACCUCACCAUGAGAAAUUAUCCCUGAUUCAGACAGAAGCCCUUACAGAGGUACAGCCUGACUCAGUGGGUGGACAGGAACCUUUGCAGCCAUCGUUGGUUUGAAGGCCUUGCUGAUCAGUUUCAACACACUCCAGUUGUUUCAUCCCCCCACCUAUGA
Monodelphis domestica (gray short-tailed opossum) is the source of this 1056-nucleotide messenger RNA. Lineage: Eukaryota; Metazoa; Chordata; Mammalia; Didelphimorphia; Didelphidae. The record is from RefSeq and is a predicted model, not a curated record.